Messenger RNA from Colossoma macropomum (tambaqui), 2448 nucleotides. RefSeq names its product SNU13 homolog, small nuclear ribonucleoprotein b (U4/U6.U5) (gene snu13b). Gene Ontology annotation, molecular function: RNA binding. The transcript is spliced from 3 exons. Gene Ontology annotation, biological process: mRNA splicing, via spliceosome; maturation of SSU-rRNA; ribosome biogenesis. NCBI's taxonomy places the organism in Eukaryota, Metazoa, Chordata, Actinopteri, Characiformes, Serrasalmidae. Gene Ontology annotation, cellular component: nucleolus; U4/U6 x U5 tri-snRNP complex; small-subunit processome. The coding region runs from base 204 to 590 and encodes 128 amino acids. The record is from RefSeq and is a predicted model, not a curated record.
GUUCUCUGACUAGGCUCCUCUGGCGUGCGCAUGCACAGGACCGCUUUACCAGAACACGUGUUGCACGCGGCGGUAACGUGAGUCCUGCGCGUCUACCUUAAAUUGUUCUAUAUAAUCGCGAUUUUGUUUCUUUUUGGUAUAUUUAGCUUAAGCUGGUCCUCCGUGAAGCACUCGCCGAGAGGACUUGAAGAUUUCCCGAAACAAUGACAGAAGCAGAAGUGAAUCCCAAAGCCUACCCUUUGGCUGAUGCCACGCUAAGCAAAACUAUUCUGGAUCUUGUGCAGCAAGCAGCAAACUACAAACAGCUACGGAAAGGAGCAAAUGAAGCCACUAAAACUCUGAACCGUGGAAUUUCUGAGUUCAUCGUUAUGGCUGCUGAUGCUGAACCACUGGAGAUUAUUCUGCACCUUCCAUUGCUGUGUGAGGACAAAAACGUGCCUUACGUUUUUGUGAGGUCUAAACAAGCCCUCGGACGAGCAUGUGGGGUGUCGAGACCAGUCAUCGCCACAUCAAUCACCAUUAAGGAAGGAUCACAACUGAAACCUCAGAUUCAGUCUGUGCAGAUGGCUAUUGAGAGGCUUUUGGUCUGAGCCUGCUGUAAUUUCAGAUGUCUAGUCUGUUUAAUGUAUGUAGAUUCUGUAAUCCCAUGUACAGAAUCAUGAGGGUUUUUAUUGUGAUCUAGUUUUGUGAUAAGAUUUUGGCCUGAAACAUGUUUUUUUUUUUUAUCCAGAUUUAUCACUACCAUAAACAAUAUUACAUAUAAAAACAUAAAGACACAGGUUUACUUGUAGUUUUGGAAAUAGUAAAUAAACAGGCCGUAUUUGUAUUGUAGGUAUUGUGACCCCUGGUUCCAGUCACCACUAUUGUAAAGAAAUCUCAAUUACAAAGUUUCUCUACAGUGAACCAUUUCACAUCAAACCACUCUGAAUGACUUUGUUUAUCAACCACUGAAUUAUGCACACGUUUUGAAAAAUCAGCAAAAUUCUCCUGUAAAAACAUACAAAUAUUGUUGCUUCACAGUGAAAAAACUUUUUUUAGAAGUAGCUACGCAUGGAAAAUUGGGCCUCAUUCACCAAUAUCUUCCUAAGUUUUUUUUUGUUAAAUUUGUUCUUGAGAAAGGUCUUAAGAAAAAGUCUGUCAGAUUCAUGAUGUGUUCUUAAACUGCAGAACUGUUUGCAUCUUUGUGCUCUUGAGUGUGCAUAGAUUCUGUUCUUACUUAAGAAAACAUUGGUGAAUGUCAGAAUAUUUGUAAAAACUAUGUAAGAAGGUUUUAAGAAAAAUUUCUUCUUAAGAAUGGGUAGUGAAUGAGGCCCAGUGUGAGUGAGUAUCAGGUCCAAAAACUUACCAUAUCCAGCAUCUGUCAGCAUAGAAAUGGGUUUAUUAGGUAUAUUCUUCCGUAUUUCUGUUCCUUUUGGUCUAAAAUAAAAUGCUGAAGUUUCUAAGUGACACUUGUGAAUGGCAGUAUAGAAGUUCAGGUGCUGAAUCAACAGAAUGGAAUGAAGUAAAAGAAAUUAGGAACUAAAAUGUAAGUAGAAAGAAUAUUCCUUUUAAAUAUAGCAGUGGCAGUAUUAUUUGAAAAAACUCUGUCAGAAUCCCUUAGAAGUGUAGUUCAGUACAUGUAACAAUACAUAUAAUUGAUUACUAUCACGUUUUUAUAAACAAAUGAAUUCUGCCUAUAACUUCUGAAUAACUGAUGUGUAACUAAAUGGCUUCAUAUUUAACCUAGUGGAGUAAUGGUAUUACAUAGACUCACUGAACACUUUAUUAAGUACACCUCGUAUCUACAUUUAUCGUCAAUUUUAACAGCUCUGACUUUACAUCUACAAAGUGGACCAACAAGGUAGGAGUGUCUAAUAGAGUGGACACUGAGUGUUUAAAAAUUCCAGAAGCACUGCUGUGUUUGAUCCACUUGUACCAGUCGUACACUAACACGCCAGCACCACAUCAGUGUCACUGCGGUGCUGAGAAUAACCCACCACCCAAAUAAUACCUGCUCUGUGGUGGUCCUGAUCAUUGAAGAACAGAGUGAAAGGGGGCUAACAAAGUAUGCAUGUGGACUACAGUCUGUAUUUGUAGAAUUACAAAGUGCACCUAAAUGGUAAGUGGACCUGAUGAAAUGCUCAGUAAAACUAGAUACAAGGGAGGUGUACUUGAAGUGCUGAGUGAGAUUAUAUAAAUGUUAUGUAUUUGUUCUAAAAAAAAUGAAUAUGUAUUUAAUUGCAUAUGUAUGAAAAAUCCUAAAAAUGUAAAACUUACUAUGUAGAGACUGUAGUUAACUAUUAUUAGAAUUUAAAUAGAUUUGUUUUUUGUUAAUAGAUUAUUUUAUUGAUGUUUGAAUUUUAAACAUUUUACUUUAAAAGUUACACAAAGAUUUUUAUGUCAUGCACAAUAUUGGCAUUGACAUUGCUAUCGGAAUACUAUGGAUAUUAAAAAAAAACAACAACAAUA